Guillardia theta CCMP2712 is the source of this 2706-nucleotide messenger RNA. RefSeq lists its product as hypothetical. The record is from RefSeq and is a predicted model, not a curated record. The transcript has 2 exons. NCBI's taxonomy places the organism in Eukaryota, Cryptophyceae, Pyrenomonadales, Geminigeraceae. The coding region runs from base 1 to 2706 and encodes 901 amino acids.
AUGGCGGGACAAGGCGGCGGCGGCGGCGAGGGAGCACAGGGUGCGGUCGGGGGAUCGAGACGAGAUGUAGAGAAGCAGGGGAAGACAACAAAGCAGGAUGAGGAUGAUGUUGUGAAGAGAGACAUGCUGUCAACGCUCGUCAUGCUGCUCACGAACAAACAUAGCGCAGAGCUCUAUGACAGGCAGGUGAAAACGUUAAUGAGAAUCAGCAAGGCUUAUAGCGACGGGUUCUUCAUUGCAGACAUUCAUAAGCUCGUCCAAAUUUUCAAACAUGUUGGGGGUCGGGUGGAUCAAGGGAUGACAGAGUUUGUUGAGCCUCUUUGCGAUCUGUUGAACAUUUGCUCCAAGCCCUUUGUUAAACAGAUAGCGAGCGAGGAAUACAGAAACUUUGACUCUUUGAGCGAAAUCGUACAAGUAAUCUGCUCCUUUAUAUCGUCUAAGAUUCCUGAGAUUCAGCUUUCGGCGGCAGCAGCCAUGAUCGCAUAUUCAACGACUGACGAAGGGUUGCCCGCUAGCAUUAGUUUUCGGAAUCAAAUUCUCGAAAGCAGCAGCGCCAUUGAAAACAUCGGACAGGUCUUUCAGAGGGGGGAACUCGACAAGAAGGUACUGCUCCAACUUCUACAGCUCCUGCUCGAACUCUCUCGCAGAAACGAACUGGCAGCGCAGAUUUCACAGCAAAAUUGUUUGGAGUACGCCGUGGAAGCUCUUCUGCAUGGUUUCAAAUCACAUAUAUGCGUGAUAUCGGUAGAGAUUCUCUGGAAUUGUAUGGAGAAUGUCCCGUCUGCCGCUGAGCGACUUGGUACCAAGAGGACGGCAGACGUGUUUGCUCAGGUCAUCACAGACCUGUUGAAGGAAGGUUAUCGAUCGCAAGACAAGGAGUUGAGGAAUGAGUUGCUGCUGGUGCUGCAUUACUUGGCGGAGAAGGUCGUUAUCUCCUCUCCAUGUCAGAUUUCUGAUGCUGACUAUGUUUCUGCCCUGCAGGAUAAAAUCCAUGAAUUCUUUAUCGCCAACGGUUUCCUGGAAACCUUGUUGACUACUUCAUCUGCCAGCGAGAGUGAAGUAAGAAACGAUGUAAAGUCGUCGGUUUUGACCUCCUCGAGCGAAGACUUUGAGAUGAAGCGGACCAUGAUGCACAUAAUUUGCCUGCUGUCCGAGAACCCAGCUUGCAUGGAUAGAAUCAAACAACACCACUCCUUUAUUCCAGGCCUGGUCUUGCACUUGGACGAAAGGUAUGUCAACCAUCUUGCAAGGAAGAAGUUCUCCCGGCAACAACAGAGACAGCUCCAGAUCGAAUGUUUGUCUUCUCUCGUCAUCCUCGUGCCGAAAUUUCCGGAUCUCUUCAUCCAGCUCGGAGGCCUCGCCAUCAUCCUCCAAUUUCUUUCUGAACAGUCGGAGGAAAGUCUUCGUUCCGGUUGCCUUCGUCUCCUCAUUCAGUGUGCAAAGCUUCCUGGCUUCCAAGAAGAGCUUGGAGGGAAGGCUGUGGCCAUGAUGAUCUCGUUGGUAAAGGAGCAGAGCAUGCAUCCGUUCCAUAUCCGGCAGGAUGCACUUAGCGUCCUUGCUCGACUGUGUGAGAAUUGCCCUGCCAACCAGAACAUCGUCUCGGCGUUGGAGGGCCUGGAUGCAUUGAUAGAGAACAUUGAGUGGACGGUGGAGGAGACGAUCAGGAUGGAGCCGAUGUCUCUGACUGCUGUGGAUGCAGUCUGGUGCAUCGUGUGCGGGAACAGAGAGAACGAGAGGUUGUUCGAGCAGAAGGGAGGGCUAGAGGCUUUGGUGCUGCUGCUUGACAAGUGCCCCCGUUUCUUGCAAUUCCUGGUCGUGAGUUGCAUGUGCCAACUGGUUGAGAAUCAGGGCCUGCUGGAGCAGCUUAGGACUCUGAGGGAGCCAGUCGCCAACAAGGCGGUGACGCACCUGCUGAUCAGGCUGUGGAGGGAAGAGGAAGACUACAUCCUGCAGGAGGAAAGGAAAGAGUUGGAGAUCAGAGGCGUCAAUCUGAGGAGAGAGGAAGACAUGAGGUCGGGAGAGCUCGUUGAGCACCUGACCCUGAAGAACCUGCACACGAAGAUCCAUUCCCUGCUUGUCAAACUCGGUUUUGACACGGCGAGGGACGAGUUGGACACAGAGGAGAAGAAGAAGCUCUUCCAGAUCGAGAAGUAUCUGCAGGCGCAUGAAGCCACUCUGUGGCAGGCGUUCAACAAGGAGCUAGCAGAGGAAGGGAUCCGGCCUGUCACACCUGACCGCAGGAUUCUGGAGAGGAGGGUCGAUGAGAACAUGGCAGCCCAGGAGGAGCUCGAGGAGCAACUGGAAAAUAUGGACGCACAGCAUGAGGCGGGAGAGCAGGAGGAGCUGCGACAAUUCUUUCAGCAGAUCCAUCAGGAGGAGCUUGCCAGGAAGAACACGGUGAAGCGAGUCAGUCAGGCCCUGCCGACGUCGACGAGGACCAAGAUCAUCGUGGACUCGCACAAGUCGCAGAUCUAUCCCCCGCUGAUCGCAACGACAAGAGGGCUGGAGGAAAAGACCAACGACGGGCGGGGGAGCCGAACAGAGAGGAAGGACAACGUGGAGGAGUUCCUGCGGGACUCCGCAACAUCGAAGCUGGUGGCAUCCAGACCUACAAGUGCAAGGCCGAAGAGUGGGAAGAGCGUUGAAGGCAGUCAGACCCCAGCUGGGGCCGGAGUGAACGCAGCCAUCGCAUUACGAGCUUCUUAG